Paramacrobiotus metropolitanus is the source of this 1855-nucleotide messenger RNA. RefSeq names its product arginine-hydroxylase NDUFAF5, mitochondrial-like. Bases 337 to 1446 code for a protein of 369 amino acids. Gene Ontology annotation, cellular component: mitochondrion. Gene Ontology annotation, biological process: mitochondrial respiratory chain complex I assembly. The transcript has 4 exons. Gene Ontology annotation, molecular function: S-adenosylmethionine-dependent methyltransferase activity. The record is from RefSeq and is a predicted model, not a curated record. NCBI's taxonomy places the organism in Eukaryota, Metazoa, Tardigrada, Eutardigrada, Parachela, Macrobiotidae.
AAAAUUAUUAUUUGCUGAAGUCAUUUUUUAGUCAUACUACUAUUUGCUUUUUAAAUUUUUAAGAUGAGGUUUUAAGGUUUAUACUUUAUAGCUUGUAAUUUUAUCUGUUUUAUGAAGUUUUAUGAAAAAAGGGUGCUAGAUUUUAGAAUCUAAAUCCAAACAGCAAACAUGUUGAAGGUACCUGAUGGCUGCGCCACUACUGGCUGAUACUGUGCAUGUAGCAGCUACUGUAGCUCAUUAACCAUUUACAUCAGUCCGCAAAAGCAAAGAUGUAGUACCGUAGCUGGACCGUGGUGGAUACACUUCUGUUUCUCCCAAUUUGAAAAUUUUUAAAAAAUGAGGAACGUGAUACGGAAUUUCAACGAUGCUGCAUCCAGAGUCCAGCGACUCCGUGCGCGCAGUACAGUACACUCGCUCCGGCAGCAGUACUAUUCGGUUUCUGCAGGGCAUAGUUCAGCUUUUCAGCGCUACUCCUCGUCAUCCUCUGAUGCUCCUCAAACCGCGGAUAAUCUGAAGCGUCGAGAAACCGUUAUGAAUGUGUUUGACCGGGCCGCCAAAUUACGCCAGCGGGAACGAACGGUAGCUCUUCCCGAUUUCAGCACCAAAACGUAUGAUUACAUCCGCUCCGAAAUCGGCUACCGUGUGGCCGAUCGAAUUAAGGAUGUCAGCAGGAAGUUUGAGACCGCUGUUGAUCUCGGCUGUGGAAAAGGUUUUAUAGCUCCUCAUGUCUACUCGGAUAUGGUAGGGAAAUUGCACCUUAUCGAUUCCUGUCAGGCGAUUCUGGAUGUCUCCGCCGCUUCGCCCGAAGUGGAAACCAUUCGCUGUCUGCAUGAUGAAGAAGCGCCAUUACCCUUUGCCGCCAACAGCCUCGAUCUGGUGGUGUCCAGUCUGUCGUUGCACUGGGUGAAUGAUCUUCCCGGAGUCUUUCGCAAUAUUUGGUCCACUUUGAAACCUGACGGGUGCAUGAUAGCCGCCAUGUUUGGCGGUGAGAGUUUAUUUGAGCUGCGCAGCGCCCUGCAGUUGGCGGAACUGGAGAGGGAAGGUGGAUUUUCUCCGCAUAUUUCACCCUUCACCAGUAUUACGGAUCUGGGGAAUUUGCUCAACAGGGCCGGCUUUACACUGUUGACCAUGGAUAUUGAUGAAUUGACGGUUAUGUAUCCGUCUAUGUUUGAGUUAAUGUGGGAUCUGAAAGGAAUGGGAGAAACUAAUGCUGCAUGGUCCAGAAAGCUGCGUCUACCUCGGGAUACGUUGCUGGCCGCAGCCUCUUUGUACCGGGAAAAUUACGGAAAUAAGGACGGACAUGUGCCUGCCACCUUUCAGAUUUUGUACAUGAUCGGCUGGAAGCCGCAUGAAUCGCAGCGGAAACCGGCGGAAAGGGGAUCAGGACAGGUUUCACUCAAAGAUUUAGGCAGUCUGGAUUAUAACAAAGCCAAGAAAAAGUCGUGAAACUGCUGCUGACGACUUGUGAGGUUGAAGCGAUGGACGAAUUCCAUGCAGUUGUGUGUUUUUGUCUUUCUAGUCAGGCGGCCAAGCCGAGACAGCGUGAACGAAAUGCAAUAAUACGAGUAAUAAAGUUUAAUGGUGUCCUGAGUCAUUGAGUGCGCACUAAGUGCGCGCUGAUGCUGACCACUUAAUUUUUAACAGUUUUCUGCUUGUACCGUAAAUAAAAUACUAAAAUUUCUGAGAAUGCCACUUCGGAUAUUUUAAUUUCUCUGUUUCACUACCGCAUAUUUGGGCUUUUGUUAGUUAUAGUGUAUGCCGAAUUGCCGAUGGACUUAAUGCUGGUGCUCCUAGCCUACUAACAAUUGUGAGCUCACUCAGCUCAGGAGCUUACUCGCCUGGAUUUGAAGAAACG